This is a messenger RNA of Penicillium waksmanii, 405 nucleotides long. Its product is annotated as Sorting nexin-4. Bases 1 to 405 code for a protein of 134 amino acids. The transcript has a single exon. The record is from RefSeq and is a predicted model, not a curated record. NCBI's taxonomy places the organism in Eukaryota, Fungi, Ascomycota, Eurotiomycetes, Eurotiales, Aspergillaceae.
AUGGAUCAACACGACGACUUCGACAGCGUCUCCUGGAAACACGAUGCAGACAGCGAUGUCUCGCGACCGACAACUUCCGGAACAGACGCAGAAGCACCACCGACCUUUGAUCAUGACACCAAUGGCAAGCGAAGGAUGAGCUCAGCUCACGAAGAGCCCCAGGCUGGCGCGCUGGCCGACGCCGUCGACCUGGCUGGCAUCGGAGACGGUGUGCUCGAGUGCAGAGUUGAUACACCUCUCAAAGAGAAUGAAGGCACAAAAGAUACAUACAUUUCGUACUUGGUUACAACGAGUGUGAGUACUGGCCCCUCGUGGGGAUUACAAGAAAUCUGCGAUGUGCGAAGCGGCACUGCUGCCUGUGCACCUCGGGAGCCCCCAUCAAUGUCGCAUACAGUUCACUUCUAA